Molecule: messenger RNA, 2458 nt
Organism: Dimorphilus gyrociliatus
Lineage: Eukaryota; Metazoa; Annelida; Polychaeta; Dinophilidae
Source: the annotation of a GenBank genome assembly
ACACCAGCGCCAUUCUUCCUACGUAUUCGAAAUCAGUUGUAUCCUUUCCGGACGAGUAAAUAUUUAAAAACUUGAAGAUUAUAAGAAUGUUUCUAUUUAAUUCAAGAAAUAUAAGAUUCAUAAAUAUAUGUAGAAGAUACUAUUCAACAAAUCGACCCAUUGGUGUAUUCGGUGCCCCUUUUAAUAAAGGUCAAAUUAUCUUAAAUAUUUGAUAUUACAAAACACAAAUAAGAGUCGAAAAUAUUUUGGUAAGUACUAAAGAAAGUGAUAAAUUUUAUUAUAGUAAACAGGUAACGAUAUAUAGUUGUUUUUAUAUCGAAGAGAAUUUCGCAAUAACUCAUUAUGUAAUCUAACGAUAAUUUUAAAAACAGAGAAUAAAAUUUUGAUAAAAAUUGAUUAUUAUCUUAAUGAAUCUUAUAUUUUUAUUAUGUUGUGCUGUGAGUUUUAUUUAUAUAAAAAGCACCCUUCUUUCUUUUACUACAGUUUGUUACUUAUUCAAUACAAAAGUAUAUUCUUAUAUAACACUUUCAUUUUGAACUAUUCACUAUUGAACUGGAAGAGAGAGUUCUUAUUUAUACUGUUGCAAUUUUAAAUUGUACUUAAAUUAGGCUAUAACGAACUUUUCACUUUCUUUCUAACUUUCUAUUUUCUUGAAAAUCUUCCAAUUAAAUUAUACUGUUCUAACCUGGAGAAAAAGAACGCUUAGUGUGACUAAUAAAUUCCCCUAAUCUAUUAUUAAUGAAAUACAAGCUAUUAGAAUUAAAUAGAGUACAUUUUCAGCCAAGACCAGGAGUUAAGUAUGCUCCAGAAGCUUUGAGAAAUGUGAAUCUCAUAAAGAACUUGUCAUUAAUGGGUCACGAAGUUAUUGACCAUGGCGAUCUAAAAUUUGAAGCUGUACCCAAUGAUACAGCAAUCUACAAUAUACAAACACCUAGGACAAUUGGAAAAGCUGCAAAACAGGUAGAGAAAAAACUUCAAAUUCAAUUAACUUUCGCAUUGCGCAGAUUCGAAUUUAGGAAAGUGCCUUUUCGAGUAUAUUGUCUUCUUUCAUUUCAAGACAUAAAAAUAAAAAGAAAUAGACUCUAAACUGUUGGCCAGAUAGGUUUUGACAUAUUUAAUUAGUAGUCUUAUUGUAGGGUCAAUUUACGGUUGAGAUGAUAAGCCUGAAAAUAGGGUCUACAAGCUUUAAUUAACUAAAAAUAUUUUCAUGACAUUGGUACAGAUAUCCGAUAAAGUUGAAGAAAUAUUAAGAUGUGGUCAAACUGUAGUCACUUUAGGAGGGGAUCAUAGUAUGUCUGUUGCUACAAUACAUGGCCACGCGAAGGUCGAAAAUGAUUUAGCUAUUAUUUGGAUUGAUGCACAUCCAGAUAUCAAUACUCCUUUAACAUCUGCUAGUGGGAAUAUUCAUGGCAUGCCACUAUCUUUUCUAACUAAGGAGCUUCAACCAUACGUACCAAAAUUACCGGGUUUUGAGUGGUUAAAACCAUGCAUAAGCGUAAAGGACAUCGCUUUUAUAGGAGUGAGAGACAUUGAUAAAGCUGAAAGAUACAUUAUCGACAAAUACAAUAUUACUACGUUUACUAUGCGAGAUAUUGACAAACUCGGUAUGGAAUGCGUUCUAGAAAGAACCAUAGAAGCAAUAAAUCCAACGCUGAAUAAGAAAAUUCAUAUGAGUUUUGAUAUUGAUUCACUUGAUCCUGCAUUUGCUCCAAGUACUGGAACACCAGUACCCUAUGGACUGAGUCUUCGCGAAGGUAUGUUUCUUGUGGAGGAAAUCGCGUUAACAAAUAAAGUUACUGGAAUUGACUUAGUCGAAAUAAACCCUGAUCUUGGCUCUCAACGAGACCAAUUUACCACGAUUUCUGCUGCGGCUGAGGUUCUCUACGCCUUCUUUGGAAAGAGAACUAAAACCCAACUUCCUUCUGACUACGUACUGCCUAAACCAUAACUGACUGAAAGUGAAAAAUGUAAAAACUUUAGCGGGGCUAAUAAAUUUUUGUUCAACUUUAUUUAAAAUUACAAGAACUUUCACAUUGUAACAAUACUUAAAGAUAUGCAAUUCAUAUUCUUUCACUUUACAGUCCGUUAUCUGAUUAGGAAUAUCUUCUUAAUAGUAUUAGACAAACACUAGACGAAUCUUGUUCACCAAGGAUAAAAAAUUUCGAAUUUACAGUCGUUCUUACGGAUUAUACUACUGAAUCGGUUUAUUGUAUACAAAGGCUAAGAUUAAAUAUAAUCGACAAGGAUAAUGGAAAUAUUCAUUUAAAGUAUUUAUUGAACGGGGAUAUACUUAAAAAAAGAGAAAAUCCUUUAUCCAUAAAAUAGAUUUAUGAAUGAACACAAACCCAGUCAAUGAGCGAUUUUGACUUAUUUAGCGAUUUAUAGUAAGGGUAUAAAAAAUUUAGUAGAUUAUUCAUAUAUAAAAAUAUUAAGAAUAAUUUACUUAUGUCGAAUAAAU